Molecule: messenger RNA, 1488 nt
Organism: Mytilus californianus (California mussel)
Lineage: Eukaryota; Metazoa; Mollusca; Bivalvia; Mytilida; Mytilidae
Product: U3 small nucleolar RNA-interacting protein 2-like
Exons: 14
Coding region: 90-1469 (459 amino acids)
Cellular component (GO): small-subunit processome
Molecular function (GO): snoRNA binding; protein binding
Source: RefSeq, a predicted model, not a curated record
GCGUUUCAAAUGUAGUAAAUUGCUAUGAAAGGUGUAAGCUUGAACUGUGUUUAUAACACGUGCGAGAAGAGAAACAUUCAAUCGUUACAAUGCCAUUUUUCAUUAAGAACAGGAAACGAAAGCCAGAAAAGUCACAAAACAAGAAACAGAGAUUCAAUGAUUCACAAAAUAAAUCAGAUGUGAGAAAGCCAAAAAAGAAAUUUCUUGGAGAGGAACUUGACAGUGAUUCAGAUAUUCCAAGUGAUAAUGAAGGAAAAAAGACGUAUUCAUCUUCAGAAGAGGAAGAAGAGACAGCACAAGAGAAAAAACUGAGAUUAGCCAAACAGUACUUGUCUCAGAUACAAGCUGAAGAAGCUGAAAAUCUUGAAGAUGAAGAAAUUCACAGAGAUAUAGUAUCACACAGAUUAAAACAGGAUAUACUAGAACAAACAGGACGAUUACAUAAACAGGUUGCUGAUGAUUAUAUACCUCCAACAAUUGAUGACAUCACAGUGUUACGAGGACAUCAACUUUCAGUGACAUGCAUCAUUAUUUCCUCAGAUAGUAAACAUAUUUACAGUGGUUCUAAGGACUGUACAAUAAUAAAAUGGGAUACCCAGACAUGUCGUAAAGUUUAUACAGUAUAUGGAGGUAAAAAAAAUGGAGGUGAAGGUCAUUCAGCACAUGUCAUGUCAUUGGCAAUAUCAUCAGAUGGAAAAUAUUUGGCCUCAGGUGAUGCCAAUAAAGAAAUCCAUAUACGAAACCCAGAUACAAUGGAAAAAAUAAAAGUAUUUAGAGGUCAUAGAAACACAGUAUCUGGGCUAGCUUUUAGAAAAGGAUCACAUCAGUUGUUCAGUGCAUCACAUGACCGUGCUGUAAAGAUAUGGAACUUGGAUGAGAUGACAUAUGUAGAAACAUUAUAUGGACAUGAAGAUGCUAUAACAUCUAUAGAUAGUCUAACAAGGGAGCGAGCGAUUACAGCAGGGGGCAGGGAUGCAAGUAUUAGAAUCUGGAAAAUUAUUGAAGAAUCACAACUAGUCUUUCAUGGUCACAUGGGUUCCAUAGACUGUGUUUCCUUGAUCAACGAGACAAAUUUUGUAUCAGGAGGAGAUGAUAAUUCCAUAGCAUUAUGGGGAGUUAUGAAGAAGAAGCCAAUGGUUUUAGUCAGAAAUGCUCAUUCUGGGGACAGUGAGGAAAAUUCUGAAUACUGGAUAUCAGCAGUGGCAUCUUUACAACAUACAGAUUUAAUAGCUUCAGGUUCAAAAGAUGGAAUGAUAAGAUUUUGGAAGUGUGGUGAUGAUUUUAAAUCAUUAAAACCCAUCUUUAGUUUGCCUGUGACCGGAAUUGUGAAUUCACUACAGUUUUCUAAAGAUGGAAGUUUUUUAGUUGCCGGUGUUGGACAAGAACAUAAAAUGGGCAGAUGGUGGAGAAUUAAAGAGGCUAGAAAUAGCAUUUGUAUAAUAAAACUGUCAAAGGCUAAUGAACCAUAAUAAAAUAUAUUCAUAUGAA